UGAUGCUGCUUACCUUAUCCCUGGCCAGGUAUCGUGCAUUUAGCUAUCGAGAAAUAUUCCCGACAUCGGAAACUCUCAGGGACAUCCGGAAAGACAGUAUUAAUUUUGCUGCGGGCAGGAUUUUUCACGGCUCACAAUGCCAACCAACUCACCACAUUAUGUUUGUCAAAACCCACAAGUGCGGCAGCUCCAGUAUCCAGAACAUCCUGAUGCGUUACGGGAACCGCUAUAACUUGACCUUCGUUAUCCCCUGGUUCUCCAACAAUCUCGGGAACUUUGCGAACUUGGAGCGAUUCCGUUCCGACAUGGCACUGCCGGUUCCGCGACAAUCUUAUCCACACUAUGACAUUUUCGCGCAUCAUGCACGCUACAAUAAAGACGUGAUACCGUCACUCAUGCCUAAAAAUACCGUUUACAUUGCCAUCGUCCGCGAACCGACAGCCAUGUACCAAUCAGCGUGGACAUAUUUUUCUCUUAACCAACGAUUCGGUGUUUCUCUGAACGAUUUCGCAGCCGAUCCACACCGGUUCUAUUUCAACAGCACUGAUAAUCGUUCGCUACAGUUUGCCAGGAAUCCAAUGUUGUCGGAUUUCGGGCUGGAGAAAGAAGAUUUCGAUAACAUGACGGUAUUGCAAGAAACCAUUGAUUAUAUCGACAAACGGUUUGCGCUGGUGAUGAUCAGUGAUUAUAUGGAUGAGUCGUUGGUAUUACUGCGGCAGUUGCUGUGCUGGGAAUGGGAUGAUGUUGUAGAGUUCCAUUUAAACCGGCAAAAUAACCAUCCAACAAAGCUGACCAAAAAGGUUACGGACAAUAUUUUGGCUUGGAAUAGUGGUGAUAAUAUGCUGUACCGGCAUUUUUUGAUGCGCUUUCGGGAGAAAUGGGCAAUGUAUGGCGAUAAAAAAAUGACCGAAGAUGUGAAAAAAUUGCGGUUAUUACGGAAAGAUUGGAAAGAGAAGUGUAGACGCGCUAGCGGAUUGCAUAACGCGGUGGGGGAAAAAGAGAGGGAGAACUGCUGGUUUCUAUGCAUGCACGAAUUGGAAUUUACGGACAGAAUCCGUGUAAAAUUGUGGCCGAAUUAUGGAUUUGAAAUUCAGUACGAGAAUAAAAAAUCUGAUGGCAAAUACUGUUACAAAAAUUUCCGUGUGGCAGAGGCGGUGAGGUGA
Molecule: messenger RNA, 1163 nt
Organism: Paramacrobiotus metropolitanus
Lineage: Eukaryota; Metazoa; Tardigrada; Eutardigrada; Parachela; Macrobiotidae
Product: galactose-3-O-sulfotransferase 4-like
Exons: 2
Coding region: 3-1163 (386 amino acids)
Biological process (GO): glycolipid biosynthetic process
Cellular component (GO): membrane
Molecular function (GO): galactosylceramide sulfotransferase activity
Source: RefSeq, a predicted model, not a curated record